AUUAAAGCAGAAAGUACGACGGCCCUGUAAGAAAGGCUUACAGCAUUCAAUUAUGCCGCAUAACUGAUCAGUACAUUAAUGCGAGAGAACGCAAAAGAUUAAAAAAAAUCUCCAAGGCCUCCGUAGUACUGUAGUAUAUAGAUGCGUAAAAGGCUUAAAAAGACUUUUUUCUCGAGCUUUUUAAAUUGGAAACCAGCAGAUUGCGUUUUUCCUGACAGUCCCUGAAGGUAUUAUUCUGACCGUUAGAAACGUUGAUGUUUCCACAACUUUAAACGGUUUUAGGUUAGUUUUCUGUCCAACUGGUCGGAUAGUGACCGAGACAGAAGAAACAUGGAAGGUACCGACGACGAGCGGUUAGAACCGAUCCGGAUGUUGGUCCAGCGGAGCUUCCAGCUGGACCCGGACAAAUGGGGGGAGUUUGUGUCGGAGAGCAGCAACAAGACGGUUCUGACCAGGUUUAUGAGCAGCCCGGAUUAUCAGCUCUUCUUCCACCUGCAGCCGGACUCCGGGCUCCAGGCCAGCCUCGGCCUCCCCUCGGCAGCCCAGGCCAAGGUUGUGUGCGUGUCCCGGGCGGCGCAAGAAGGCUCUGGGAAAGCCUUCAGGAUCCAUGAAUUUAGCAGAGGAAAGGCUCUGAGCGGCCUGGUAGGCCUCAGCGAGGAGGUGUCCUGCCCCCUCCUCAGCAGGGCGGCGGACCGGAGCAGGUGGGCGGUGGGCGUGGCCCAGGACGCCAUGAAGCUGCUGGAGAAGCAGAAGAACGCUGCUCAGGUGGUGGAGGCUAAGGUGGAGGGACUCACCUUCCUUCCUCCACCCAACGCGCUCUAUAACCAGGAUGACCUCGACCUCUUCUUCGCACGCUGUAGCCCUGAUCAAGGUGGUGGUUGCCAUGACAAUGACAACAGCAACACCAGCGGGCUGGUUCAGGACCCUUCUCCAAAAAACCUCAGUCUCACUGGCAGCAAUAACUCCGAUAACAAUCACCAUGACGAUUCUGUUGAGGACUGUAGCAGUCUCCAUGACAACGGUUGCCAUGUGAACCAAAAUGAACAGAAGCUGGCAGUAGCCCGUCUGCUCCACGCCUGUGAGGAGACGGUGGUGGAGUGGGUGGAGUUAGUGUCAGACUUUCUCCAGCAGGACUGGUCUGGACUGGUUCUAGACCGGCAGAAACCCGUCCCUUCAGAGGAGUUUUCCUUCUGGAAGAACCGUCUGAAGAACUUGCUCUUCAUCAAGGACCAGCUGCUGAGCUCCAAAGCCCAGCAGGUGGGCUCCAUCCUGAAGGCUGAAGACAGCAUCUACUGGGCCGCUCUGCAGGACCUCCAGAGACACGUCCAGGAAGGUGGACAGCGGUGUCCUCAGGACACAUGCAGAGACACCUGUCUGUCUGUCUGUCUACCUGUCUGUCUGUCUACCUGUCUGUCUGUCUACCUGUCUGUCCCCUCAGGUGUUCGGGAAGCUGAAGAUAUCACGCUGCACCUGACCCCGGUCCAGCAGAAGCUCAGUGAGGUUCUGGAGAUGGACUUCCAUCAGCUGAAGGACAACGUGGCAGCAGUGAUGAAGGCGGUGGGCCUGCUGUGGACGCGCUCUGAGUUCUACUGCCGGCCCAGAAGGACCGUGGUUCUGCUGCAGGAGAUCUGCAACCUCUACAUCCAGCUGAGCAGGGGCUUCCUCCCUGGACAGGAAGUGAUCGGGGUUCUGGUGUCAGAACGCGGCCCGGUUCUCCAGGACAUCCGGCUGGUGAUCCAGACCCUUCAGGCUCUCAAGGCGGCUUUCUAUGAGCAGCAGACCCAACUGGAGGUCCAGAACCAGAACCAGGCCACGCCCCCUCCCAGCUGGACCUUCCCAUCUCACCUGGUCUUCUUCCACCUGGACACUUUCCUGAAACGCCUGCUCAGCAUCCAGGAAGUGCACUUGGUCACUGCACGGUUCUACCAGCUGGACCAGGUGGUUCUGACCGGAGCCAGCGGCACCUUGCUGACUGUCGGCAUCCAGCAGGUGUACCAGGACUUCCUGGUCCAGGUGAGGCUGCUGUCGGCCUGCAGCUGCGACCCCACCGACCCGAAGGACCAGACCUUCGAGCUGGAGCUGGACCGGUUCUGGGAGCAGGUUCUGGACCUGGAGACCCGGCUGGUGUCGGUUCUGAGCAAGGCCCUGGAGGACUGCAGCGAGGUGGCGUCCGCCGCCAAGGUGGUGAAGAUGUUCUGGUUCUUCCUGGACCGGCCCCGGGUCCAGGACCAGCUGCCUCCCUGCCUGGCCCGGUUGGAGGAUCAGGUUCUGGCGGACCUGGACCGGACCGAGCUGGAGUUCUACAGCCAGAAGGAAAAACCCGAGCGGCGGUUCCGGUUCUGCCCGGCCGGCGCCGCCCGGCUCUACUGGAACCGCCAGCUGCGGCGCCGAGCCCAGGAGACCCUGAGGAGCUUCAGAACCAUCCAGAACCUGUGUGGGGGCGUGGCCUCGGCGCCGGCGCUGCUGCAGAGGGCGCAGCAGGUGGUGGCGCUGCUGCAGGACUUCAGAACCAAAACCCGGUCUGACUGGAGCGCCGGGCUGGAGGAGGACUGCAGCUUCGUCCUGAAGCAGAACCUGGUCCAGAUCGACCCGCCGACCCACCUGGAGGUGGCCGGCAGGAAGCAGCUGGAGGCGGUGCUGCAGCAACUGCGCUACGUGAGCAGAGAGGGCGGCGUGGCGCUGUGCCCCAACGCAGACCGCCUCCUGCAGGCCAGAGACGACAUCACACACACCUUCCUCCUGCUGGACCAGACCGUGUCCUGCUACAACCAGGUGGUGGGCGGGGCCAUGGAGGCGGAGCUUCCUCUGAUCCAGGAGCAGCUGCAGCAGCUGAAUGACACUCUGAGUGAACUGCAGAGCAAGACGUGGAUCUGUAAAGGUGUGCAGGAGCAGAGCCAGGAGGUGUUGGCUAUUCAUUCCAGCAUCACAGAAGCUCGAGUCAACAUGGACGCCAUGAGAAGCAUUGCACAGGGGUGGGCGGAGCUCGACCUUCUGCAGCGUUCACAUGAUUCUCUGCUGGAGAGCAGCGUUAAUGAUCACACCUGCAGAGGCAUCAAGGCAGACGGGGAGCAGCUGCUCAGCCUGACACAGGUAAACAGGCGCCUGUACAGAGCUGAUGAGGCUUCUGAGGCCUGGACCGGGUACCUGGACUACAUCGACGACCAAGUCCAGGACGGCCUGCUGCAGCUGCUGCACAGAGCGCUGCGCUUCCUGACCGACAGCAUGAACCCACAGCAGAGCGGUGGCGCCGCCCUGCUGGCCGUCUCUCUGCAACUGCGGGACUCCAGAGGACUGGUGUUUGAGCCGUUGAUAGAUGACGGCCCCGCCGCCUUCCUGAAAACCAUCAUGAGGGAUGUUUACGGCACUUGCGCUCUAGUUCCCAGGAUCUCCAUCGGUCGCCAUGGUGACUACCAGGAGAGCCUGCGGCAGAACCCGGAGCUGUGCGCUCUGGAACAGGAAGUGAUGACGAGGCUGCUGCAGGUGAAGGAGGAAGCAGAGAAACUGAGGGUGGGGCUAGACAGGUACGCUCACCUGUGGCUCAGUGACAAGCAGGCCGUGUUCCAGGAGUUCCUGGCCUACAGCAAGCCGCUGGCAGUCGGAGAGGUCGAGGCUGAAGAGAACCCGCCCAGCCUGAAGGACUUCCAGAGAGAGAUCCAGGUGCUGCUGACUGUCAGCUCAGAGGUGACUCACUUGGAUGAGGGCGUGGUCCUGCAGGGCUGGCUGCAGGUGGACAUGCGUCCCUUCAUCACCUGCCUGCUGUCCAUCAUCCUGGACUGGAAAGACAUGUACACUGACUUUCUGCUUGAGUCGGCCACCAACAGCCUCCAGCAGGCGACCCAACCCAAAGACCGAGGCUCCGCCUCCUUCGACCUGACGGACACCAUCCUGCUGCUGGAGGCCGCCGGCGUGGAGCUGCCAGAACACCUGGCCGCCAAGCUGCAGUGAGCGACGCUCUGCAGUGCCUGAAGUUCCUCCAGGAGCCACCAGGGGGCGACAAGGAGACUGAAUAAAAACACAAACAUGAA
This is a messenger RNA of Gambusia affinis (western mosquitofish), 4025 nucleotides long. RefSeq names its product dynein axonemal heavy chain 17-like. Lineage: Eukaryota; Metazoa; Chordata; Actinopteri; Cyprinodontiformes; Poeciliidae. The coding region runs from base 331 to 3945 and encodes 1204 amino acids. The transcript is spliced from 21 exons. The record is from RefSeq and is a predicted model, not a curated record.